AUGUGUAAUAAAAAGCCCAAAAAGGCCCAAUCUUUGGGUUUGGGAACUGAAAAGUUAACUGUUGCAUAUUUUGGUUUAGAAAUUAUGAAUAAUGUUGCUGAAAGGCCACUUAAUGGAGACGUAGAGGAUGAUGAUGAGGAUGAUGGUGCAGACCUUGAAGCCUGGGAGAGAACUUACGCGGAGGAUAGAUCAUGGGAGGCUUUGCAGGAGGAUGAGUCUGGACUUCUUCGCCCCAUUGAUACUACAGCUAUAUACCAUGCUCAAUAUCGCAGGCGCCUUCGUACCCUUGCUGCCACAGCGGCUACUGCACGGAUUCAGAAGGGGCUUAUACGAUACCUGUACAUUGUUGUGGACCUGUCUAAGGCAGCUUCAGAGAGAGACUUCCGACCAAGUAGGAUGGCCGUGAUUGCAAAACAGGUUGAGGUAUUUAUCAGGGAAUUCUUUGAUCAGAAUCCACUUAGUCAUGUUGGUCUGGUUACUAUAAAAGAUGGUGUUGCUCAUUGCAUAACAGAACUUGGUGGCAGUCCUGAGUCUCACAUUAAUGCUUUGAUGGGUAAACUGGAAUGCUCAGGUGAUGCCUCCUUACAAAAUGCACUAGAGCUUGUUCUUGGAUAUCUAAAUCAAAUCCCAUCAUAUGGUCAUCGAGAAGCUCUGAUCUUAUAUUCGGCUCUCAGCACUUGUGAUCCUGGUGAUCUCAUGGAAACCAUUCAAAAAUGCAAAAAGAGUAAAAUAAGGUGCUCAGUCAUUGGUCUUGCGGCCGAAAUGUUUGUAUGUAAACAUCUCUGCCAGGAAACUGGAGGGACUUAUUCUGUUGCACUAGAUGAGUCCCACUUUAAAGAGUUGAUCCUGGAGUAUGCACCACCACCUCCAGCAAUAGCAGAGUAUGCUACUGCUAAUUUAAUUAAGAUGGGCUUCCCACAACGAUCAGCUGAGGGUUCUGUUGCAAUAUGCACAUGCCAUGAAGAGGCUAAGGCCGGAGGGGGAUACACUUGCCCAAGGUGCAAAGUUCGUGUCUGUGAGCUUCCCACUGAAUGUCGAGUCUGUGGAUUGACCCUUAUUUCUUCACCUCAUUUGGCAAGGUCAUAUCAUCAUCUAUUUCCUGUUGUGAUGUUUGAUGAGGUCUCUCCGUCUCAAAAUGACUCUAGCCGCAGUUUUCCUAAUAUUUGUUUUGGUUGUCAACAAAGUCUUCUUACUCAGGGUAAGAUUCUUUGUACAUUUCCAAUUCUGGUGUUGAACAAAUUUAUAAUGACGGUCAACGUAUUAUGUCAAAUUUAUACUCAUAGAUCUGCUUUAAAGGUGAAACAAUGCUAA
Molecule: messenger RNA, 1311 nt
Organism: Sphenostylis stenocarpa
Lineage: Eukaryota; Viridiplantae; Streptophyta; Magnoliopsida; Fabales; Fabaceae
Source: the annotation of a GenBank genome assembly